This is a messenger RNA of Musca vetustissima, 651 nucleotides long. It is a transcript of the gene Josd, whose product is annotated as josephin-like protein. The record is from RefSeq and is a predicted model, not a curated record. Lineage: Eukaryota; Metazoa; Arthropoda; Insecta; Diptera; Muscidae. Gene Ontology annotation, biological process: protein deubiquitination. The transcript has 3 exons. Gene Ontology annotation, molecular function: cysteine-type deubiquitinase activity. Bases 28 to 651 code for a protein of 207 amino acids.
CAUUUCUCGAAUAAAAUUUAAAGAAAUAUGCCCGUAUAUCACGAAAGACAAACGCGACAAUUAUGUGCUUUACAUACUUUAAAUAAUUUAUUUCAAUCUCGUCAAGCAUUUACCAAAGAACAAUUAGAUCAAAUAUGUACAAAUUUAAAUCCAAAUGUAUUUCUAAAUCCACAUCGUUCGAUGCUGGGAUUAGGAAACUAUGAUGUCAAUGUUAUAAUGACCGCCCUGCAGACGAAUAAUUGUGAGGCCUGUUGGUUUGAUAAGCGAAAAGAUCCUUCGUGCAUUGACCUUAACGCAAUUGUGGGCUUCAUUCUCAAUGUUCCUUCAGAUUAUAAAUUCGGCUUUAUAACACUGCCAUUGCGUCGAAGACAUUGGAUUGCGGUACGUCAAAUCGAUGGCAAAUUUUACAAUUUAGACUCCAAACUGCAAGCACCCGAAUGCAUAGGUAACGACGAGCAAUUAUUUGCAUUUCUGAAACAACAACUGCAAUCAAAUGAUCGGGAAUUAUUUGUUAUUGUCGAAUCGAGUGCCAAUGAUGCAAAUGACCAACAGAAAAAAUGGUUAAAAGAAUCACCAACAAAUGAAACCCCAACAAAAAUGGCCAAACAUAAUAAUACAAAUUCUUCAGUAAUGAAUGGUCAUGUUUCGUGA